This is a messenger RNA of Oryza sativa Japonica Group (Japanese rice), 3727 nucleotides long. RefSeq names its product 3-ketoacyl-CoA synthase 12. Gene Ontology annotation, cellular component: membrane. NCBI's taxonomy places the organism in Eukaryota, Viridiplantae, Streptophyta, Magnoliopsida, Poales, Poaceae. Gene Ontology annotation, biological process: fatty acid biosynthetic process. The record is from RefSeq and is a predicted model, not a curated record. Gene Ontology annotation, molecular function: acyltransferase activity, transferring groups other than amino-acyl groups.
AAUGCAUGAUCACAAAUAACAAAGAGUAUGGGAACAGUCACCCUUGCUUCAGAGAUAUGAUUUCUUAUGGAAUAUAAUCAAGUACGUACUUCUGUACUAAUGAUCAAUGGUACACACAUUACAUAUAGGUGGUUAAACUAAGCUUUCGCGAAACCUGCAUGGAGGCAUGGAGACAUAGAACAAAACACUGUUGUUCUCUAGCUUAUAGAACCUCUCGAUUGCAGAUGGACACUCCAAAUAUGUCGAUCGAUCUAGCCCUAUAUAUAUAUGCAAUGAGUGUUUUCAGAUAAGUUGUGAAUACUAUGUUAAUAUAUGCGCACAAACUAUAAGGUAGCAGCACUGAAUUGCUAUACUGCAUGCUGAAGAACAUGGCGAGCACCUGACUAAACACUGCAAGCGAGAGCAGCACAGAAUUAACUUAGCUAGCUAGCCAAGCUCGAUCAGUCAAGCUGGAGGACGAAUUGUGGGUGCCAUCACCCAAGUUCACCAAGCAGUUUCUCAAUUCUUCCAGAUACUAAAGGGGCAGCAACAGCGAUAAUCGAGUGGUUACCAUUGUAUUUUCAAACCCUGCAGUGCAUUGAACAAGUUUGCACCCCCAAGUGCUUUUUCCUCGACUUAAAUUUGAGUAUAUAUAUAUAUCGCAGUGGAUCAUGGAAAUCAUGUUUUGCUUGAUUUUGUAUGUUUGGUACCUAAAAUAGUCCUCUGCCUUUCCCAUUCGACACUAAGUUUGAAACAUAUAUAUUGUUGCUCGUAGGGUAUAUAUAUAUAGAUGAAAUUAAUGUAGUGGGACACAAAAAAAAAGGUAUUUUGUGUGACCUAAUAAAACAUUAUUAUCAAAAUUAAUAUAUUUUGUAUAUGUCCACAAAUGAAGGAAGACUUAAGUCCCCGUUCUUUUAUCAUUACAGACACCAAAUUAUGCGAGGCACACUUUCCAAACACUCUCGAUUUUUGAGAAAACUUUCUUCAUCAGCAUUUCUUGAAAAAAAAUACCUUUUCUAAAUCAACUUAAGUUAUACGGUGGUUCUCUCAAACUCAGUUUCACCUAUUACCAUUUUUAAACAUGCUCUUAGGUUAAGUUUGGUAGACAACAGCCCUGACCUGCAUACCUUGUUGGUCUCUUCAUCCUAAAAAUCUAAAGAUCAAUCAUAAAUAUUCAUAUUUUUUUAAAAAAAAAAGGUAAGGAGGAGUACUUAAGGGUAGUGGUGUAGUUACAUAUAUAUAUAUAUAUAUAUAUGACUAUUCACCAAUAUUUAAAUCCGUGUCUAAAUUUUGCGCGCAUGCACGUACAUUUUCUAUAGACUCUAAUAACAAUCUCCGUAAGGAAAGAAACAUUGUGUUUGGUGUACACGUCGUCUUUCAUUAAAAAAUAAUUUUGAAGACAAAAGGUUGAAAAUAAACCUGCACUACUAAUUUUAAUUUAAAUGAAAAAAAAGAAUCUUCUCAUGAGCCAUGCAUGAUCCCUCUUUAUUUUUUCAAUAAAAUAAAAUAAAGAUCCAUGAGCCACUCCACCUUAGCUCCUAUAAAGACUCCCCCCCUCUCCCCUCCCCUUUCCUCUAAACCCCUUCCAAUAAUCCCUCACCAACCCAUACCCCCACACUCCCUCUCACACUCCACUCUAGCUAGCUAAGCUACCUUCUUACUCCAUUUGAGCAAACCAAAGCUCAUCUAGAGAGAGAGAGAGAGAUCUAGAGAGAGAAACCAGCAACCACUCUUCCUCCAUCUCCAUGAGCAAGAGACCAGAUCGUUCGUUCUAGAUUGUUCUAGCUAGAUAGCUUCAUCGUCAACCUUGGCAACGCCAAGAAAAUUAACCAGCAAGAACACAAGAAGCGGCGGCGGCGGCGAUGGAGGUGGCGACGAUGCUGACGCUGACGCUGCUGGCGUACUCGGCGGCGAUGCUGGCGCGGCUGCUGGUGGCGCGGUCCCGGCGGCGGCGGUGCUACCUCCUCGACUACGUGUGCUACAAGGCGACCGACGACCGGAAGCUCCCCACCGACCUGUGCGGCGAGAUCAUCCAGCGGAACAAGCUGCUGGGGCUGGAGGAGUACAAGUUCCUCCUCAAGGUCAUCGUCAACUCCGGCAUCGGCGAGGAGACCUACGGGCCCCGGAACAUCAUCGGCGGCGGCGACGCCCGCCCCGACCGCCUCGCCGAGGGGAUGGAGGAGAUGGACGAGACGUUCCACGCCGUGCUCGACGAGCUGUUCGCGCGCUCGUCCGCGGCGGGCGGCGGCGGCGUCCGCCCCGCCGACGUCGACCUCCUCGUCGUCAACGUGUCCAUGUUCUCGCCGGCGCCGUCGCUCUCCGCCCGCGUCGUGCGCCGCUACAACCUCCGGGAGGACGUGAAGGUGUACAACCUCACCGGCAUGGGAUGCAGCGCCACCCUCAUCGCCCUCGACCUCGUCAACAACUUCCUCAGGACGCACGCGAACAAGGUGGCGCUGGUGAUGACGUCGGAGUCGAUCGCCCCAAACUGGUACGCCGGGAACAAGCGCAGCUUCAUGCUGGGCAACUGCCUCUUCCGCUCCGGCGGCUGCGCCUACUUCCUCACCAACGACCCCCGCCACCGCCGCCACGCCAAGCUCCGCCUCCGCCACCUCGUCCGCACCCACACCGGCGCCUCCGACGACGCCUACUCCUGCGCCCUCCAGAUGGAGGACGACGCCGGCCGCCCGGGAUUCCACCUCGGCAAGGACCUCCCCCGCGCCGCCGUCCACGCCUUCGUCAAGAACCUCCGCCUCCUCGCCCCCCGCGUCCUCCCCCUCCCCGAGCUCCUCCGCCUCGCCUUCGCCACCUUCCUCUCCUCCGGCCGCCGCAGCGGCGGCAAGAAGACCUCGCCGUCGCAGCAGCCGCUCACCAUCCGCAUGAAGGCCGGCGUCGACCACUUCUGCGUGCACACCGGCGGCGCCGCGGUGAUCGACGGCGUCGGCAAGGGGCUCACCCUGACGGAGCACGACCUCGAGCCGUCGCGGAUGACGCUGCACAGGUUCGGGAACACGUCGGCGAGCAGCGUCUGGUACGUGCUCGGCUACAUGGAGGCCAAGCGCCGCCUCCGCCCCGGCGACCGCGUCCUCAUGCUCACCUUCGGCGCCGGCUUCAAGUGCAACAGCUGCGUCUGGACCGUCGAGAAGCCCGUCUCCGACGCCGGCGUCUGGAAGGACUGCAUCGACCACUACCCUCCCAAGGAGCUCGCCAACCCCUUCAUGGAGAAGUACGGCUUCGUCAAGGACAUGAUGAACUUGUGAUCGAUCCAUCAAAUUCCCCAAUUAAUUCCUCGAUCGAUCUCUCAAGAACCAAUAUAAUCAAUCGAUAUUGCAUGUGCUUGCUUGCGUGCAUGGAUUAAUUAAGCGAUCGGUUAGUUAAUUAAUUUUAUCGCCAUUUGCUGCAGCUCUGUUGAUGAUUAGGAUGAACAUUAUAUUUACAGGGAGGGGGAAGAAGAAGUAAGAACAAUCAAUGAGUUGAACAAAAAAAAAACUAAGGAUUCAAUUCAUAGGUACAUAUAGCAGCUUGUGAUUCCAUAAUUUUCUUUUCAGCAUGGUGGUAGUAUAUGGAUUUUAUUUAUUUAUCUUAUUUUUUUUGUUGUUGUUUGUAACUCUCUGUAUGUUGCUAGCUACGAGUGUCGUCCUAGCUGGUGGCAGGUGUUGUGUCUUUCAUUAAUUGUUCAUGGUGAUGGACUAUUUCUAUUCAAGGAUCAAAUUAAAUUAUUUUUUUUUGAAAGGAGGAUUAUUUAUCA